AUGGAGAAGAUUGAGCGCAAUAUUCCAGAACGCUAUGAGCUUGGUUCACGACAAGUUCUGGAAAGGUCCGUGGGAAAAGCCAGACGCUUACAGCUACUGUUCGUUCCGAAGAACCUGGAGAAUAUCCUCAAAUGCUUGUCGGAGAGGGUCAAAGGUGUCAUUUACGACAACGACUCCAUACAUUCCCAGGAUGACAAGAGCGAAGUGUUGGUGAUAAUCGGGAAAAGUUUUUCGGACAAAGAAAUCACGUGUUUCACACAUAUUACACGUGUUGCGACCAUGGCUAGACAGCUCGAGAUCGAUGGACGUAAAUCUCGCCGUUGA
Haemonchus placei is the source of this 324-nucleotide messenger RNA. The record is from the annotation of a GenBank genome assembly. NCBI's taxonomy places the organism in Eukaryota, Metazoa, Nematoda, Chromadorea, Rhabditida, Trichostrongylidae.